GCCCAUAAGUAAUGUAAGAGUCAGCUUGGAAAGCAGAAGAAGGAUAAUGCAAACAUCUCAGGCAGAGAGAAAUAAAAUUUUAACUGAAAAAAUAAUAAAUGAGCCAACGACAAAAUGGACAAAAUAUAAAAAAGAUUCGGAAGAUGAAGCAUUACAACAACUUUAUUGGCUUCGUCCUGAUAUCAAUGGCCAAAGUGUUUGGUUUUUUUCUAUGCUUAAAAAGUCUGCUAAGGGUCGCAUUUUAUAUAAAAAAUCAGAAAAACGUGCAUAUGUAUAUGAUUUAAUUACACAAAACCGAUUUCCAUCUUUUUUGGCUUGGAUAACGGCACUUAAUAACAAACGGUUUUUUAAAAGCAAAAAAUCAGCAUUAGCUACUGUGUUUUUAAAGCCCAAUUGCGAUAAACCAAGUAUUGGGCAGAUAAUAAAAGGGCAAAAUUACAUACUUUAUUUCAAAAAUACUGAAUCCAUCACAUUGUUUUCUAUCAAAAAUAUUUUAACAACAAUGUUAUAUAAUGAUAUAGAUUUGAUGGGUGUAACUUUAACAGAAGGCAAAGGAUUUUUGUGCUUUGUUUUAUUAAGCACAAAUAUAAAGAAGGAACUUUAUAUCAGAAAAGCAUUUAAUGGGAGUCGGGAACCUUUUAAGUGCUCCAUUUUUGUUAGUGGUUUGAAAGUAAGAGAUGAUAUUUUAGAAGCAAAUAGCAUUAGUUAUAAAGUCUCAAUAAUCAAUGAAAUUCUUUCAAUUGUUCGAUUUUUUAAAAUAUCACACGUUUGUAUAGGGCAGUAUACCAGAGGACCGCAAAAUGAUCAUGAAAUAAUUGCAAAUUUGGAAAACAAAGGACUUGAAAAUGAAGCUUACCGCAAGGUUGACUGUACUCUUCUUGUCUUGGAUAAUGACACAUGCGCAAAUUGCAAAACAUUGCAUAACACACUGUACCAAAUUGAAAAACGACACAAAAAUGGCAUCCAAUCUGUUAAAACAUCACAUGCCUUUAAAGAAAUUCUAGUUGAAAUUGUUCAGAAAGCACGAAAGGAGUUAAUUGAAGAUCUUCGUGAUCGUCUAAAGACAAAAUUUGAAGCUGAAGAAGAACAAGCAUCAGAACCAUUAACUAGCAUUGUUCACAAUAUAGUUGAUGAAGUUUUGGACGAAAAACAUGAAAACAUAUCAAAUAUCAUUUUAAAGGAUGAAGCUGAUCAACAUACAGGUUGGCAAGACAAAGUGAUAAAGCGAAUGGUGGCUAGUAUGGAAGCGAAUAGCAUGUGGGGCUAUGCACGCAUUGGCUUUUUCUCACAUGAUUCAUUUAAAAUUCAAAAAGGACUUUUAUGGAGCCAACAUGACAAUAAAUAUGUCAGUUAUAUUGACUUUGAUGAUGAAAAUGUUGAGUUUGAAGCAUUUGGCGAGCAGUCAACUCAAGUGCAUCAAAUUGUAUGGCAUUCAAUAUCACAUCCAUUUAACUUUCCAAUAGCUUAUUUUGGUGUUGAAACGAUAAAUGUCUAUACUUUUAAUAUGACACUUUUCCACUUAGCCGCAAAGCUUGAAUGUGCGGCAAUUCAUACAUAUGGUUCUAUUUGCAAUAGUGCAGAUGAAAAUAGGAGGCAUAUCAAGAGCUUCGAUUGGUUUGCAACAAUUUGGAAAGCGAAUGACAAAGUUGAAGUUCAGUUGUUGAAUAAACUAGGAAAAAAGAGCUCUACACAAGCUUAUCAUAAUGUUUCACAUUCGUCUUUACGACUCCCAAUGCCAGGCAAAAUUAUUUGGAAAAUUAAUGAUCAAUGUGAAGUCCGAAGUACAAUUGACAAUGGAUGGUAUCUUGGUAAAGUACUUACUGAAAUCUCAAUGGAUAAUUAUCUGGACAUCGAAGUUAUAAUUGAGAGUAAUAGAAAAUUUGAAUUUUUUAUAUGGAAAUCACUAUAUUGUGAUAUUCACCCUGUAUAUAAUAAAAAUGAACAUUGGGCAUCGCAUCGUACAAUUAAUCCUGUAACCGGCAAACCAUGGUUUUUUUUAAAUGAUUCAACCCAUGUCUUCAAGAAGUUAAGAAAUAAUGUUUCUAAAAGUCAUAUUAGCAAUGAUGAGAACAAGAAUAUAAGAGAAAUAAUAUUUAAUAGGUGGAAAAUUAGUUGGUGGCAUUUCCGUGGUAUAUACAAUCAUACAACAAAACAUAUGACUGCAAAAGCUACCAAGUUGACAAAGCGACAUAUUUGGCUUACUACUUGGAGCAAAAUGAGAGUAAACCUUGUGGAGCAUACAUUAUCACUUGAUGUUGAAAAAGCGAUGGCAAAUAUUCCAGAGUUAAAUUACAUUUCUCAAGGCACUCAA
Molecule: messenger RNA, 2311 nt
Organism: Dentiscutata erythropus
Lineage: Eukaryota; Fungi; Glomeromycota; Glomeromycetes; Diversisporales; Gigasporaceae
Source: the annotation of a GenBank genome assembly